CAAACGAGAGGAGAACAGUUGCAUAGACCAGCAGAGUUCGCGGUGCUUUCCUUGUGUUUUGAAAUACGGUUCUUACCGGCUAGCAUUAUAGGAUACUAAACAUGGCUGGAUGGCCACCCAAUGUUGGAUUGAAUCUGAUCCCUGCACUUGGAAAUCUCUCGGGGAACCCUCAACAGUUUUCUCAUCAGUUGCAAGGGUUACAAAUGGUUCAAGCCCAAUUGCAACAGCACAGUAAUCAACAGCAAUAUGUACAUGCAAAUGCAGAGGAUAGAAGACACAUCUCUGAUACUUACAAUGAAAGGGACAAAUCAAGGUUUGAUAACUAUGAUAACAGGAGCUUCAGAAAACGCCAUCAUGAUCAGAAUAUUGAUAAAAGAGAAUACCUCAGUGAGGAUUGUGGAAGGAUAGGGGGGCUGAUUGAUCAUGAAAUUCUCCCAGACUUUGUAUUAUCAAAGAGGGAUUUUCUUAGACAGGAUGCAAGUAUUGGAAAAGCUGAGGUCAGUAGAAGAGGUUAUGAUGUUUCAAAACCUAACUUGCAACCAGAGCUCUUUAAGCUUCGAACAGAGGAUCAUGAUCAAUUUCAACACAGCAGAGGACCAAUUAGACUGAAUCCAAAUGAAAUGAAAUAUGGGAGGAGAGAUGAAUUCACUGUUCCUCUGAAUGCAGUGUUACAUCCAAACUGCUACCUGGUACCUCCUGAAGAUGACUUGGAUGUAUUACCACUAAAUGAUAAGGAACCUGGAUGUCGUUCAAUAUUUAUUCGCAGCCUCCCAGGAAUGGCUGACGAGUUUAUUAUUAGAGAGAUUUUUGGUGUGUUUGGACCUAUAGAGAACCUAAGUCUUAAAACUAUGAAGAAUAAUACCAAUGUUAGACAUUGCCAUCUGACAUUCUCACAACUUGGUGAUGUUGAUAUGGCUGUCAAACUUAAUGGUUACUUGUUGGUUAUUGGAGAUGGAAGUGACACCAAAACAAAGGUCAGUCGCAUUCGCAUGAACUACUUCAAAGUAACAAGAGAUGAGAUAGAUGUUAAAACCACCAGCACUGUCAUUGAACACCAAAAAAAGCCCUAUCAACAUGUUGGGGAAGAUGACCCAGACCUGAUUUAUAGCCGUACAAAAGCUUUCCAGUUAUUGGAUCUGAUUCGUCAUGACAAAUCUGUGGUGAAUUCUUUGGAGAUGAUGACUCACUGGUUAGUAAAAGGUGAAUGUAACCGUUCUACAGUCAAUGUUUUCCACACAAUGCUUAGCACUGUCAAUGGCCUUGUCAAACGACUGAUCAACAAACGAAAAGAGCAUGAGCAACAAGUGGAAAAUCAAAAGAGAGAGGCAGCAGAGAGGACCAAUGAAAUCAAGCAGCAAUGUGAUGCUGUAUGGAAAGUCUUUGAUGCAGCAACUAAACAAAAGGCAUGGGACCAGUUUACAAAGGGACAAAGAAAAACUAUCUCUCAGUGGUUUGCUGUUAUCAGAAAUGAAAUUAAAUCAGCCCAAGAGGCUGAGAUACAAAAUCGUGAGGAGGUAGGUAUGGAUUUGGAUGAUGAAGCAUCAAACCUUGGUGGGCUUAUUGAACAGCCAGCACUUCAAGUGGCUCAAGAACAGAGGCAAGAAGAGGAUGAAAGUUUGGCACCAGCAGCUGCCAAGAAACUUUGCAGUGAUGCUUCAGAGGAGGGAAAUAUAUCAAGAUUGGAUUUGAGAGGUGUAGAAUCGGACGCAGAUUCCAUUGACGCUCUAAAGCUAGAAAAUGCGAAGCUACGCACUCAGGUUGAAAGCUUGAAGGCGAUUGCCGAGCAGAACACCAGCCUAAUGUGGUCCAUGCAGAGCUAUCAGUAUCAAGUGGACAUGACCAGACAACAGUAUGAUAAAAGGUUAAAAGAGAAAGAUUACGAGAUCCUGUGCUUACAAAAAGCUUUGGAGCACAUAAAACAGAACAUCAAACAGGGAGAUCUAAUCAGCGGUGAAUUGGUAGCUACCGGUGACCCAUUGAAGGACCUAGAAGUUGUUGUGGAGUUGAGUAGUGGUAGUCACGCAGCAAUAAAUGGAGUGGAAACAAACUACUGUGAUACACACGGAGAAGGAAAAAGGGAAAGGAUGGAGGAUGAUAGAACAUCAAAAGUUGAAAAGAUUGCAGAAGCAAGUAUUCGAGAUAAAUUGGACGACACAGUGACAGAGGUGGCAACAUUAUCUAAUAAAGGAGUCAAAGAACUGGAUGUUACAGAGGAUAAAGUGGAGGAUAACGUAAAAGAGGGCGAAAUUGUGUGCAUUGGAGAAGCAAAUUUUUCAAAUCAGGAAAACCCGGAAGAAGAAGGGGAAAGGCGAGGGGAGGGAGAGACGCUAGUUGUAGUGAAAGAGGAGCACGUCGAUGGAGAAGUAUUGGUGAACAAAGAAGACUUGCUGAGAGAAAGCGGGAGGGUGGUUGUGAGAGGAGAGACAUCACAUGAAGGAGAGGAGCCAGGGAACUCUUCAGUAGAUGUAGAGAAAAAAGUAGGAGGGCAAAAAGCGAUAGGGGCGAAGAAUGAAACACAGGAAGAGGACGACGAAGAGGAAGGUUCCGGCCGGUUUGUGCAGAUUGAUGAUGAACAGUUCGAAGUGAUUGACGAUAUGGGUGAAGACAGCGACGAUGAUUAUAAAGAGAUAGAUGCACAAGGUUGUUUGAGUGGAAACGAUGAACAAGUAAACAAGCAGUUUGAGAACGAAGAUGCUUGCAAAGAAGUUACUGUUGAUAGCUCUUUGAAUGAGCGAGAAAAGGAAGUUAACGAGCAGGUCCCAACUGAUCUGACAGCUUAUCAGCAGAGUUACAUGUCUUAUUACCAAGCUUGGGCCUCAUCUGGACUUGCGAGUUACAGCCCCAUGUAUUUUGGACCCUCUGUAGUGCGCCUCUCUGGAAAGGAGCUUGUACUCGUUGUAAUCAUUUCUUCGUAUCUUCAGCUGUGCCCCGCUGGUGCCACGAGUGGAGAGAUAAGGGACUACUUGUCGAGACAGUUUCACGAAAAAAUAAAAGUCGUGGUGGAGAGGUUGCUUUCCAGUUUGCCCAUCUUGUUCAAAGCUGGAGAAUCAGGCGGGAACUCAAAAUGGAAGUUUUGUGGAUUUGACUUGGCUCAGUCCAAGACUGAGAAAAACCUUGUUCAUUGAAACAUAAGUGACGCGCCCUUGAAAAUCAUUCAUAUGCAAUGCUCCUUAUACCAAAGUUAUUUUUUUCUUUGCUUUUAACGUCAAAUAAUUGUGCAUUCAUAAUUCAUGUUGUGCUAAAUAUCGAAUUGCAGCACGAGAAACACAGCGCUUAGUUUAGUCACAUUUGCUAAGGCUUUGGUAUAUUUUCUCCGUUAUAAGAAGUGGAGAGUUUAUUUGAAAGUAAGCAUUCAUUUUUUCGCCACCUGCCUGGUUUAUGCGCUCUCCAGGUAACUUCAACCUGCUAUGACGUGAUCUAAUUGUACACUUUAGACAGGUUCAAACUUAAACUGGCCUCGUGUGUAAAAGUGCUUGGAGUCAUUGUUUAUUUAAGGACUUAAUGAACACCGAUUUUCAUUUAAGAGAAUAAAAGUUCGAAUGCAGGGACCGCCUCAGAAAUGCUUCACAUCCAAGAGAAAUUUUGUA
This is a messenger RNA of Pocillopora verrucosa, 3587 nucleotides long. RefSeq names its product putative leucine-rich repeat-containing protein DDB_G0290503. Lineage: Eukaryota; Metazoa; Cnidaria; Anthozoa; Scleractinia; Pocilloporidae. The record is from RefSeq and is a predicted model, not a curated record. Gene Ontology annotation, biological process: ultradian rhythm. Gene Ontology annotation, molecular function: RNA binding; oxidoreductase activity. Gene Ontology annotation, cellular component: plasma membrane; external side of plasma membrane.